GAAGAGGAGGGUGAGAAUUCGGACGAGGAAGAUGUCUGGCAGGGGGGGGAGCCCCGGCUGUCCGCGGUUGCAGUGACGGGGAGCUGCAGGAGCUCUAUCAGCACAGACAGUCGAAGGAGCAGAGACUCUGAGGAGGAAGAGGAGGAGAGAGAGAACGAGGAAGGGGCCCCUCAGACGAGUGUGACGCCUGACCCCAAAACUAAAGAAACAGAUUUGGACUGGGUCGCAGAUUUCUCCUCCUUGUCUCUUUCCUCGGCUCGGUCGAUGGUGGACCCGGGUUCGAGCAUGUGGGAGAGCUCUGGGCAGCCAGCAGGGGGUGACGGAGAGAGUUGGGGUGACUUCUCGAACACGCGUCCCAGAAUCCCACGCAGCUGCCAGGAAGUCUCCAUGGAAACAAGCCCCUCCCCUCAGACAGCCAUGACAUUUCAACACUCUUCUAAGCAAACCACUGAAGUCCUCCUCGCCGCCCCUCCCAGCUCUCUACCGCCCCCUGCCUCUGUGGAGGCCAAAUACACCCCCUUGCAAGCAGAAUCCAAUUCCCCUACAGCGCCCCCUGUGGCCAAGGAGGGGAAACGCACCUCUGAUAUAGAAUCUGAUUCCCCUUCAUCUCCCCCUACAGUCAAGGAGGGUAAACGCACCUCUGAUAUAGAAUCUAAUUCCCCUUCAGCUCCCCCUACAGUCAAGGAGGGUAAACGCACCUCUGAUAUAGAAUCUAAUUCCCCUUCAGCUCCCCCUACAGUCAAGGAGGGUAAACGCACCUCUGAUAUAGAAUCCAAUUCCCCUACAGCGCCCCCUGUGGCCAAGGAGGGGAAACGCACCUCUGAUAUAGAAUCUAAUUCCCCUUCAGCUCCCCCUACAGUCAAGGAGGGUAAACGCACCUCUGAUAUAGAAUCUAAUUCCCCUUCAGCUCCCCCUACAGUCAAGGAGGGUAAACGCACCUCUGAUAUAGAAUCUAAUUCCCUUUCAGCUCCCCCUACAGUCAAGGAGGGUAAAUGCACCUCUGAUAUAGAAUCAAAUUCCUCUGCAUCGCCCCCUGUGGCCAAGGAGGGGAAAUGCAGCCCCGCAAAACCAGAAUUGAAUGCUGAACCAGUAGUUAAAUUAAACCCAGGGAGUACAGAACCCUGCACAGCUCCCCCUAGGGCCAAGGAGGGCAAACGCAGCCCCGAACCCGACCCCGAGGCGCAGUCUGGCUCGUCCGCUGGCGAGGAGGGCAACCGCGGCCCCGACAAAGCCGGCCGGAGCGGAGGGAGGACGGAGGCCUCGCUGGGAGCCAGUCGGAGCCCCAAGAAAACGAAACACACGCCCACAGCGCCCCCCGUCUCCACGGAAGGGAAGUGCGGCGGCAGCCCUGGGAGAGCGCCCCCUGGUGGGGAGAGGGAGGAGGGGCGGGCAGCCGCUCUGCCCAAUGGGGAGAGAGGGGUGGGGUCCUCCCAGAGUCUUCCCAGCAUGCAGCACUGCAGCAGUCCUUCAGGAACUUCAGCAGCUACCUCAGAUAAUCUGGCCGUCACUCAAGCAGUUCAGGACCGCCCCCCAGCUGACAUCACAGAGAAAGCCACACCCACUGAGGAGAAACCAGCGUCGCACAGUGAUUCGGGGUUCAACACCCUAGAAAAAUCACAAGAAAACUUGAAAAAAAAAUAAUGAAGUUAUCAACAGCAGAAUUCAAGAUCUCUCUCCUCCUCUCUCUCUCUCCUCUCCUUUCUCUCCUCUCCGCUCUCUCUCUCCCCCCUCCUCCUUUCAUUCCACGAGUCACGACGCAGGAAGAAGGGAACGAAAAGCAGGGGGAGGAAGACGAAGAGGAGGAAGUAGAGAGAGGAUGAAAGGAAAGCAGUGAAUUCUGAUCUGUGUAAUAAAAGCACUUGUCCUGAAAUCAGUUUUAAAACAAAAAAAAUAUAUAUACAUAAAUAUUAUUUUUCUGUCUCCUUUUUUGAUUCUGGUUUCCUUUUGUUCUGUUAAAAAAAAAAUAUUAAACAUUUAGAAAGAUGA
Polyodon spathula (Mississippi paddlefish) is the source of this 1986-nucleotide messenger RNA. RefSeq names its product adhesive plaque matrix protein-like. The transcript is spliced from 10 exons. The coding region runs from base 265 to 1641 and encodes 458 amino acids. The record is from RefSeq and is a predicted model, not a curated record. Lineage: Eukaryota; Metazoa; Chordata; Actinopteri; Acipenseriformes; Polyodontidae.